UUCAGUUUUUUUUGUCAAAGACGUAAUUUGCAGAGAAACUAGGCUCGCUUUGGCACCGAAUGGCGCGGUCGCAGAUAUCAGUGUAGCACCUCCCACGUGACUUGUGACGUGUCACGCCGUAAAAGAUUUUUUUUUUUAGGAGAAUGCAUAUGCUGCUCAAGGGGGGGAUCUUCAACGGCUUCCUGACGCCGAGAGGAAGUCCCAAAAAGUAGAUAAUUUUUGGGGAUAUAAUAUUUUUUAAAUUCUACUCCCCGUCUUGUGGUGUCUAGCGGAUACAAGGAGGUAGAGGCUAUGAACUUGUACACUGUUACCCUCAAUGGCCCAGCGCCAUGGGGCUUCAGGCUGCAGGGAGGCAAGGACUUCAGCAUGCCCCUCACCGUGUCAAGGCUGACUCCAGGUGGAAAGGCGGCUCAGGCUGGAGUCGGGGUGGGAGACUGGGUGGUUUCGAUCUGUGAUGCCAAUGCUGAAGACAUGACUCAUGUGGAGGCACAGAACAAGAUUAGAGCAGCAACAGACUCCCUCACCCUCACCCUCAGCAGAGGUUCUAAAUUGGUGGAAGAGCGAAAGGAUUCACACACGGCAGGUUCUGCUCAGCCAAAGUACUCCUUUGCCCCGAGCACAACCAUUAACAAGAUGGCAAGGCCAUUUUCAGCAGGUGGUGGCAGUGCCAGCUCAGGACCCGUUAUUAAACCUGUGGCCUAUUCGCCUAAACUUAACACCCCGCACUCACAGGGCAAUGCCAGCACACAGCAGCCACAGAAUGGCCUUGAGCCAACUACCUCUUCUGCAAAGACCCAGGCUGCAGAGAAACCAGAUGGAUCCAAGACCGGAGCUGCUGCUGCAGCAGCAGCACGGGGCUCUGGCCCCACCUCCCGCCCACCCUGGGUCACAGACCCGGGCUUCGCCGAUCGCUUUCACCCGGACAAGACCAGCACCGUGGUGACCCAACACCAGCAGCCCGCCCAACUGACACCCAAGCAGAACCGCAGCUCCAUCAUGCAGGCAGCGCAGCAGGCACCCGAGGACAGCAACAGGACCCCGGUGUGUGGUGCCUGCAAUAAAAUCAUCAGGGGGCGGUACCUGGUGGCGCUGGGUCGCUCUUGGCACCCAGAAGAGUUCACCUGCUCACAGUGUAAGGCGGUCCUGGAGGAGGGCGGCUUCUUUGAAGAGAGAGGCGCCGUCUACUGUACCAAGUGCCACGACAACCGAUACGCGCCAAACUGUGCCAAGUGCAAGAAGAAAAUCACAGGGGAAAUCAUGCACGCCCUGAAAAUGACCUACCACGUGGAGUGCUUCAAAUGUGCCGCCUGCAAGGCUCCCAUCAGGAACCAGGCCUUCUAUAUGGAGGAGGGGGAACCCUACUGUGAGAAAGACUACGAGAAGAUGUUUGGCACCAAAUGCCACGGCUGCGACUUCAAGAUUGAUGCCGGCGAUCGUUUCCUGGAGGCCUUAGGCUUCAGCUGGCACGACACGUGCUUCGUCUGUGCUCUCUGCCAAAUCAACCUUGAGGGUAAGACGUUCUACUCGAAGAAGGAUAAGCCGCUGUGCAAAAGCCACGCUUUUGCUCCGGUGUGAGAGGAGCCAGCUGCAUCUGCAGAAAGAACAACUUCUGCCUCCACCUCCUCUUUACCCCGUUUUGCCCUCUGACACGAUCAGCAUUGCCAACCACACAGCCACUUCAGCUCAGUCUGUUUUUUUUUUUAUAUCCUGCAGACUUUAUUUUCAGAGGCUUCAUUCUGACUUCACAUGCUGUCACCUUCUAGGGCUGCUAAAACUCUCCAGAUGUCACUUUGUAAUUAACAUUUUGCUGCUUUACUGGAACUAAUCGAGAAAUUAUUUCAGAUCGUCAGCUCUUGAUAUAUAUAUAUAUAUAUAUAUAUAUAUAUAUAUAUAUAUAUAUAUAUAUAUAUAUAUAUAUAUAUAUAUAUAUAUAUAUAUAUAAUGCUCAGAUUUCAUCAAUACACUUCUGUACUGAGAGCAGAAAAGCUCCUCCCACAGCGCCUGUAAUGCUACUGAACCCGGUUUAGCAGAAUAUUAUCAUUGGAAUGUUAAACAAAGACUCACAUUUUCUCUUUUUUUUCCUCUUUGCUCCUCCCCCUCAUGCUCUUGUUCUGAUAAUAAAGGUCAAAGAUCACAUGAAACACUAGUUUCAUGAUGGAAUUUAUUUCUAUGCUUUAAUUUUCUGUAGCUUUUAUGUUGAAAGUUUCAAAUAAAACCCUUUUAGAUGCCACACAAACUGAAGAAACUCAAUUAUUUAAAAACAAAAACAUGUUAUUUGUGUUUUGACUUGUAUACAAAUAAUUCCCUGUUUUUUUUAAUAUGUAAUUCAAAAUGUAAUAAUGUUCCACAUUUGAAUCUAUCUAAUCUAACUGCAUGUCAUUAAUGUUCAGUUAUUUCCUAAAAGAAGAUUUUAGACUCUUCACUGUUUGGCAGAGAUCAUGAACUUCACAAUUUUCAUUUAGUUUUGUUUCCUUCUCUUCACUUUGCACGACUCCUUUAACCUUUCACACGGUUUAAUAAACUGGGUUUGUUCGAUAAAA
Messenger RNA from Oryzias latipes (Japanese medaka), 2540 nucleotides. It is a transcript of the gene pdlim7, whose product is annotated as PDZ and LIM domain 7. Gene Ontology annotation, cellular component: stress fiber; Z disc; adherens junction. Lineage: Eukaryota; Metazoa; Chordata; Actinopteri; Beloniformes; Adrianichthyidae. The record is from RefSeq and is a predicted model, not a curated record. Gene Ontology annotation, biological process: muscle structure development; heart development; actin cytoskeleton organization. Gene Ontology annotation, molecular function: muscle alpha-actinin binding; actin binding.